Molecule: messenger RNA, 7136 nt
Organism: Paralichthys olivaceus (Japanese flounder)
Lineage: Eukaryota; Metazoa; Chordata; Actinopteri; Pleuronectiformes; Paralichthyidae
Source: RefSeq, a predicted model, not a curated record
AUAUUUACUUGUUGGACUAAACCCACCUGAGAGGGUAAUGGGACAGGAAACACGUUGGACUGUAAAACACAGCAAACCUCCGCUAAGAGAUGGAUUAAGGAACAUGGCCAAGCACUGUCAUGCCGUGUCUGAAGAGCCACCGUGACUGAAGCCAGAGGUGACAUGUCUGACUGGGUGACCUGCUGUCGGCGAGAAUGAGCAAAUGCUGAAGAUGAAAAUCGCUGCCAGUGAAGAUGGACUGCACAGUCUGGGAAUGUCUGAUGAGGGUCCAUCUGCAUUUAGCUGCAGCAUCCACCUGCCCAGGUGCAGACGAUAUUUGGCCCGACCAGUACAGCCAGUACAAAUCCUGAGUGUGCACAGUAGUGGCAGGAGUUGGGAGGUGUCAUGGUGGCCUGCUGAAAGAGAAGGACCACAUUGCCCAUGAUCACCAGGGUUAAGGAGACCCCAGAGGGAUGAUUGGCAGCCGAAUCCGAGACUUAACACAACUGUGAAUCAAUAACGCGGUGCUGCUCUAAAAGCCAGUAGGCUUUUGGAUUCUUGGUGCAGAAGAGUGAGACAGUCCAGAUCUUCUCAGUGUUGGAGUGAGGCCCUCUCUGUGCUGCAGUGGAGGGCUUCACAGACAUUGCUAUUCUGGCUGGAUGCAUCACGCAGUAGAGCAGUUUGGCGGGCGUGGCACACGGGAUUCCUUCCCUCUGGACGGACUCAACCGGGGACCAUGGGCUCCCGUGGGCGGCCGCGCCUGGCAGCCACCUGCCAGAUGUUUACCUGGAAUGAACCAACACCAGCUCCUUCCCCAUCUACCUCCUGGUCCUAUGGGCGGACUGAACCACCCCAGUAAAUUCUUUAGUAAUGGGCCCAUUAGAGGAGGCGAGAAGGUUGAUCUCCAACAGCCAAUGUUACCGGGCCUGCAGAGGGAGCAGCAGAGACCUCCUCAUCUUCAUCCUCCCCCUCCUCACCGAGCGUGGGAGCAACUGGGCCAGCUGUAUGAAUCCCACCUCCCUCCUCAAGGGCAUCCUGUUGUGCCCUUGCCCAAUGAGCACUCCCUCCGCCUCCAUAACGGAGGCUAUGCUGGCAGUGGUGGUCCUCACCCAAACUCACAUCUUCCGCACACCAGGCCCAACCAACUGCUGAAGUUUGGGGGUCCUCAGGAGCAGCAUGUUCCCCGGGGUCCACCAUUGCUGGGAGAUGAGAUGUGGGCUCAGGUGCACCAGCAGAGGGGCUACCCAGGGAAGAUGCUUGGGGGUCAACUGAAGAGACCGGGCCCUCCGUUGGGAGAGCACUCUGUUAUCCAGCACACUCCUCUGCCAUCCCUGCACCCAUCAUCCCACCCUCCCUCUGCCGAGGACUGUCCCAGCCCAAGCAAGAGGAAAAAAAGUUCAGAUCAGGUAUCCCACCCUGGGCUGCAGCGUUUCCCUGGUUCUGGCCAGUCUUUGUUGUCUCAGCAGCAGUCGUCAAUCCACCAUCUUCCUCAAAAACCUGCCCUCUGGAACCCCCUGCACAAGGACAACAACACUCCCUGGCAGCCCCACACCUCUGACCGCAAGAACCCACCAUCACAGGAGUUCCAGGUCCGAACAGAAAACAACAAACAAAGAAUGGGCAGCUACACCCAAAAGUCCUCUCCUGCCUCUUCCACCCCUUCAAACCUCUCCCCUCCACCCAACUCCUCUCCAGGGAGCUACAACCAGGGAUGUGCUCCUCAGCUCCAGAAAGACACAUUCCAACCUCAGGCUGUAAACCAUCAGUCCCCUCACUCUUCCUACUCCACUCCAGGCUCCAAACUAGGGUUGGCACCAACCUGCCAGGCCAUGGAGCCUCGUGGUCCUCACAACCAGAGAGGCCCCCUCAUCGGGGGCCAAGGUGGCUGCCAAGCUACCUCUUACACAGCAUCUACCCUAACCAGGGGGGACAGAGAUCAACACGUACACGCCCAAUUGUCACCAGCAAACCCUCCUGCAACCAGCAGUAGCAGUGUGCCUUACAGCCACUUCCAGCCUCAUCCAGGGCUGGGGCACCAGGGUCCCCCUCCUCCUCCUCCUCCUCCACUUGCCAGCAGCACCUCAGUAUCGCAGCAACAGCCAACUGGGCCCCACGAGGCCUGGAGAUACCAGAGCAGGCCCAGCAGUCACUCCCUGGAAUCAGGCAUCUACAGGCCUCCAGGACUGCUACCUCAUCACCAGCAGAGCCACAAUCAGGCCGUGGAUAGACGGGUUCCCUCCCAGCAUCACCAUCACAUCAGUCCUCUGCCCCCAACCAACUCCACUCGGACACCUGUCAUCACCCCCAAUGUUCCCAUAUCGCAGGCCCCCAGCUCCGUCAGUGGCAACAGCCGUAACUCCGGGGGUUUAUCUAUGGCCAGUGACGCCGCGGCAACCACAUCGCCCCCUGCUGGCUGCUCUGUGAACAAUGGCCGCACUAAUAGCAGUUGGCAAAGAGGUCGAGAGCCAGUACUCCAUACCUCCACCAGUGCCGUCAUUAGCUCCACCUCUCAGCUGAAUGCUCUGCUGCAGCCAGGUGGUCAGAGAGGACAAGCUCCCACUGCCAACCAGCCUCACCAACAUGGGCCACCCAGACCACAACAGCAGGGACCCACCAAGUCUCUGCCCGUGAAGGGGAAGACGUCAUAUUAUCCUCAGGCUGAACUGGAGCAACCUCCUGUAUUUUCCUCCUCAUCUUUGUUCUCCUCAGGGCACCAGAGGGCAGGGGACAGUGUUAUAACAAGCAGAGUUUCAAAUCCACUCCCUCGCUCUCCUGCUACUUACUGCCCAGCUCCUCGCUCCACUGUCAACUCUGCCUCUCAGCCAUCUAAUCAGAUCCUCUCCUCCAGACUGGGUCAUCGACCAGACUCUGCCUCCACACAGGUGUACGCUCAGUCCCACAUUCAUCCACCAGCUCCAACCGCUAUGCCCCAAUCCAUUGAGGAGGCUCUAGACAAGCUCGAUGCUGAGCUGGAGGGACACAUGCAAGCUGAAGAAAGGAGGAAGAGGGACAGAGAGCAGCAAGAGAGAAAAGCAAGAGAAGAGGAGAGGCGCAAGAAAGAAUGGGAGAUGAGGCAAAAGCAGGAUGAGGAGAGGAAGAGGAAAGAGCUGGAAAAGAAGGAGGAGGAAAGGAAAAAGAGAGAAGUGGAGAGACAGGAAGAGGAGAGGAGGAGGAGAGAAUGGGAGAGGCAGGAGCAAGAGCGAAGGAGGAGGCAAGAAGAGGAGCGGAAAAGAAGAGAAAUGGAAAGGCAGGAGGAGGAGAGGAAAAAGAGAGAAUACGAGAGACGGGAGGAGGAGAGGAAAAAGCGAGAGUGGGAGAAGAAGGAGCGGGAAAGGAAGAGGAGGGAGCGGCGAGAAGCGGAGCGGCAGGAGCUGGAGAGAAAGAAGAAAGAGCUGGAGAGGCAGGAGGAAGAAAAGAAAAAGCAAAGAGAACUGGAGAGAGAAAAAGAGGAGAAAAGGAGGAUGGAGUGGAAGAGGGAGGAGGAAGUGUGCAGUGCAAAGGGCAAAGAACAGACUGCUAUUGAAAACCUGGAGAGACUACUCUCCAGCAACUCCUCUCAAACACCCCCACCCCCUCGCCUCUCUUCUGUGCCUGCCCCACCUUCAGGUCCUCCACCCCCCAGUUCGCAGGCCUCACCCAUCUACCCCUGGCUGAGCCGCGGCGGCGUACUCCCCUGUCCACCAGGCCAGACACCCACCACCACAACUCUUGUAGAGAGGCUGCGGCCGCCUCCGCUUACACCUCAGACUGAGUACGCUCGAGAAAAGCAGAGGCAGAGGGAGAUGUGGAGCAACAAUGGCGGAACGACAUUCAGUCCCUCAUCAACACACAAUACCUCAGGGAUGAACCAGCCGGCAUUCAGCAACAAGCCCCCGGCAAUGCAAGCCGCACCCAACCAAUCCAAAGACACAUCCAGGGAGAGAGACGGCAUCCAUCACUCUCUCCCCAGCUUGGCACUUAGAGAGCCCCCCAAACUGUAUCAAGCCUUCCCCAGAGAAAACCCUCCACCACCACCGUUAUCCUCCAGCUCAUCAGGGGGCAUUCUCAAGCGGGUGACAGGAAGUGGCUUGGACAAUGCCACCAGCAGCGACUCAGACAGUGCUCAGUUUGAGGAAGAGCCCUCGGAGUUGUCCACACUGCUCCCUGAUGGUCUGGCAAACAUAAUGGCCAUGCUGGACGAGUCUAUCAAAAAGGAAGAGGAGAUGUAUAACAGCGAGAAGACCGGCUCCUCAGGUCUCCUCGACAACUUUUCUCCCGGUGUCCAGCCUAUCAAGAGCUACCUGUGUGCCCCAGACCUUGUGCCAGCUACGAAGCAUCAGCCCAGCCAGGAAGACUUUGGAUCCAACCCCCAUGCUAGUCCUCCUGUUCUCAGCCGUCAAGGCUCUCUGGCAUCCCCCUGCAGCCGAACGUCUUCUCUCAACGAGGAGGAUGAGGAAUAUCUUAAACCAUCUCUAAAUGUCUCCAAACAGUCAAUGGACAUGGGAAUGGGAGUAGGAAACACCAAUUAUCGCCACAGUGACCUGGCUAAACUUUAUGGCCUCCCCGAGCAGACAAAAAGUGAGGCUGAUGAGGACGAUGAUGAAGAGGAUUCUGAAACUCCAUCUUGUUCACCACCACCCCAAAGACCCCACCUUCACCAGACAGAUGUCAACAACAUGUUCAAGUCCCGAGAAACAGUCCUAGAGAGCCAGAGGUACGCAUAUCGAGGUGGGCCCUUUGGGAGACCCCCUCCAUCUGCUCUAGUUGGGGUCAAAUACUCCUCAUCGCUAUCUCUAGGUCCAGAUAUUUGCCGUCAGCAGCAAAGUGGCUCCCCCACGUCAGAUUCAACCAAUCCACCGUUCAGUCCAGCUGUCCCUGCUCUAAAGUCUUCUCCCCCUCCUCUGCUGGAAGAAAAGAAACUAAAAAUGGAGGACGCUGACAUCUGGAGAGACAAUAGAGAAACUACAGAGGAAAUCAAAAACUCUAUCAAAAGGGAGAGUGUUCCCACUAUCAUGCCUAUUAAAGUUGUAAAGGAGGAGCAACAGCUGACAACCAUCUCGGAGUCUUCUCUGGCAGAGUUGGGCAAGAGCUGCGAGGUCAUUCUUAGUCAACAGUCACUUCCUAAGAAGAACCUUGAUAAAUCUGACAGUCAUGGCAGAGUGGAGGAGAGCCACAAACCUGACAAAGUCAAAGAACGCAGAGAUAAAGACAGAAACAGGGAUAGAGAGAGGGAGAAAGACAAGAAAAGGAAGCAUGGUCACAGCCACAGUAGCAGCAGAAAGCACGAAGACAGAAAAGAAAAGAAGAAACAUAGAGAAAAAAGAGAGGAGAUGGCACUUUCAUCAUCAUCGUCAUCUUCCACCCAUUCCAGCUCCAGCCACAAACGGCACAAAGACAGUAAGAGCCAUAAAGAGAAGAAGGAUCGCAGAAUUCUCGGUGACCUCAACCUCCAGAGUAAAGAGGGCUCCGAGAAGAACCGCAGUCACUAUGAAAAGAAACACAAGGAAGCAUCAGGUGCCAGCUCCGCCAGCGAAGGAGAGCAGGCAGAGUGGACCUCGCGGAGUUCCGGAGAAAGAUCCUCUGAGCUCAGGAGAGGCUCCGAAUCAGGUUCUUCAUUGGGUUCCACAGACUUCUUGAAACUGAAGGCGCUGUCAGACGGGCCACCCAAGGAGCUUAAGAUUCGCCUGAUAAAAGUGGAGAGCGGCGACAGGGAGACAUUCAUCGCCUCUGAGGUUGAGGAGAAGAGAAUCCCACUGGAAGAAAUCACCAUCAAGAACACAGCCAGUGAAAUCAUCAGGUCUUGCAAGGGAGCCAGAGUCACAGGGAAGUUCAGAGAAUCUUACUUGCUGCCAGCCUUCUCUGUGAAGCCCGUCAUGACCUCAGAGGAACCCAUUCCUAGAGAGAAACUGAACCCUCCUACGCCCAGUAUCUAUUUGGAGAGUAAGAGAGACGCCUUCUCCCCUGUGCUGCUGCAGUUCUGUACAGACCCGAAGAAUCCUGUUACUGUCAUCAGAGGCCUGGCUGGAUCUCUAAGACUCAAUCUAGGACUGUUUUCUACUAAGUCACUGGUGGAGGCCAACGCAGAGCAGGCGGUGGAGGUGAGGACUCAGGUGCAGCAGCCUGCUGAUGAAAACUGGGACCCCAGUGGGACGGGUCAGACGUGGCCCUGUGAGAGCAGCCGCUCCCACACAACCAUCGCCAAGUACGCCCAGUACCAGGCCUCCAGCUUCCAAGAGAGUCUCCAGGAAGAGAAAGGCAGUGAUGAGGAGGAGGAUGAAGAUGAUGAGAAGGAGAAGAAGCCAUCCAGCUGUUCUGAUACUCCCAUCAAGGACAGCUCUAAAGAAAGUAGCAGUGCUGAGCAGAAACCAGUGGGGAAGAUCAUUAAAUUUGGCACAAACAUUGACUUAUCAGAUCCCAAGAGGUGGAAGCCCCAGCUGCAGGAGUUACAGAAGCUGCCAGCAUUUAUGCGUGUAGCAUCAAGUGGAAACAUGCUGAGCCACGUGGGGCAUACCAUCCUCGGCAUGAACACGGUGCAGCUCUACAUGAAGGUUCCAGGGAGCCGCACACCAGGUCACCAGGAGAAUAAUAACUUCUGCUCAGUGAACAUCAACAUUGGUCCUGGAGACUGUGAGUGGUUUUCUGUCCAUGAGAAUUACUGGCAGGCCAUCAGCGACUUCUGUGAAAAGCACGGUGUGGACUAUCUGACGGGGUCCUGGUGGCCAGUGCUGGAGGACCUCUACAACGCCAAUAUCCCAGUGUACCGCUUCAUCCAGCGCCCUGGAGACUUGGUGUGGAUCAAUGCUGGAACCGUUCACUGGGUUCAGGCUGUGGGUUGGUGCAACAACAUCGCCUGGAAUGUUGGGCCUCUCAAUGCCUACCAGUACCAGCUGGCCCUGGAGAGGUUUGAGUGGAACGAAGUAAAGAAGGUGAAGUCCAUCGUCCCCAUGAUUCAUGUCUCCUGGAACGUGGCCCGCACCCUCAAGAUCACAGAUCCAGACACAUACAAGAUGCUCAAACACUGCCUGCUGCAGUCCAUGAAGCACAUCCAGAUCCUGAGGGACCAACUGGUGGCUGAUGGAAAGAAGAUUUCCUAUCAGAGUCGGGUCAAAGAUGAGCCUGCUUACUACUGCAACGAAUGUGAUGUAAGUGCUAGUAGUCAGUAACAAGUGAUAUUUAUA